Candidozyma pseudohaemuli is the source of this 756-nucleotide messenger RNA. RefSeq lists its product as uncharacterized. The record is from RefSeq and is a predicted model, not a curated record. The transcript has a single exon. Lineage: Eukaryota; Fungi; Ascomycota; Pichiomycetes; Serinales; Metschnikowiaceae. The coding region runs from base 1 to 756 and encodes 251 amino acids.
AUGACUCUUCCCAACCACUCUGCUCGAGUUAGUGACUUUCAAUUAAGACGCAGACAGUACCAUUGCCCACAUACUGAGCCAGAUACCGAGUAUGAAGCCUUGGUUGCAAAAUUAGAGAAAGUCGAUCGUAUCAAUCAACAAUUGACUUAUGCUUGCAAGUCUUUGCGUCGGAAAGUGUCUCGAUGCCUCAGACACAGUGUACUGGUCGGUGGAAUCAUGCAAAUACUUCUGUCUAAGCACAUGGGUCAAAAAUUCCCCAACGAGCCUAUCACAAAGACUAUCGAGGAAGAGUAUGUACAAGGUUACAACUACGCCAUCUCAAGAAUAGUCUCAGAAAGCACUUUCAUCCUCAAAGACUUCAAGAAGGAGGCAAAUAAAAGCUGUGGGAUUCUCCGUGGUUGGAUCAGACAUGUGAAGCUCGUCGUUUUGAAAUGUGACAUGUACACAAGGGUAGCUUCUGGGUGUCCAGCUUGUUCGAGACUCAUGGAAAGGAGUGACUCUCCAAACAUGGGAAGCAUCCGCUCGCAAGCCUUGUCCAAAUCCGAGAGUUUGAAAAUGCACCUCAUCAAGGAGUUGCCGAUCUUCUUGAAUGCUUGUGAGAGGGGUCUUCACAUGGUGUGCUCCAUGAUGGCUUCGAUUCAGAUGGAGAUCUCGCUUCAUUUCGUCAUUGAGCUCGAAGGUUUCUUGGUGUCGUGGGAAAAUGGCGAGGGUGACGUCUUCAGAAAUCUCAUGGAGAAUAUCGAUCGCAAAAAAUAA